Molecule: messenger RNA, 755 nt
Organism: Ambispora leptoticha
Lineage: Eukaryota; Fungi; Glomeromycota; Glomeromycetes; Archaeosporales; Ambisporaceae
Source: the annotation of a GenBank genome assembly
GCACGAGAAAUUCUCAUGGAAGAAUCAAAUGUACAACCAGUCAAAUGCCCGGUGACAGUUUGCGGUGAUAUUCAUGGACAAUUCCACGAUUUGAUGGAACUCUUUCGAAUUGGUGGAAACUCGCCAGACACCAAUUAUCUUUUCAUGGGUGACUACGUUGAUCGUGGAUACUAUUCGGUAGAAACGGUUACUCUACUUGUCGCACUUAAAGUUCGUUACAGAGAUCGUGUGACGAUUCUUCGAGGAAAUCAUGAAUCUCGACAAAUUACUCAAGUAUAUGGAUUUUAUGAUGAAUGUUUAAGGAAGUAUGGAAACGCCAAUGUAUGGAAGUAUUUCACGGAUCUUUUUGAUUAUUUACCGCUAACUGCAUUAAUUGACGAUCAGAUCUUUUGUCUACACGGCGGUCUAUCACCGUCAAUCGAUACUCUUGACCACAUUCGAUCUUUGGACAGAAUUCAGGAAGUUCCUCACGAAGGUCCUAUGUGUGACUUACUAUGGUCUGAUCCUGAUGAUCGUUGCGGCUGGGGUAUUUCGCCCAGAGGUGCCGGUUACACUUUUGGGCAAGAUAUAUCAGAGGCGUUCAAUCACAAUAAUGGAUUAACAUUGAUUGCUAGGGCUCAUCAAUUAGUGAUGGAGGGAUAUAAUUGGUCGCAAGAUAGAAACGUGGUUACAAUCUUUAGUGCGCCAAAUUAUUGCUAUCGCUGUGGCAAUCAAGCCGCUAUCAUGGAAAUAGAUGAACAUCUGAAAUACACAUU